Messenger RNA from Pseudomyrmex gracilis, 11272 nucleotides. RefSeq names its product sushi, von Willebrand factor type A, EGF and pentraxin domain-containing protein 1 (gene uif). Gene Ontology annotation, molecular function: Notch binding; calcium ion binding. Gene Ontology annotation, biological process: Notch signaling pathway. The record is from RefSeq and is a predicted model, not a curated record. NCBI's taxonomy places the organism in Eukaryota, Metazoa, Arthropoda, Insecta, Hymenoptera, Formicidae. The transcript has 37 exons. The coding region runs from base 333 to 11027 and encodes 3564 amino acids.
CUUCAGUCUUGUAGCAGCGGGCCGGAGGGAAGGAGCUGCGUGACCCUGAGAACAAUUGUAGGAUUUUUGCUUUUCGUUUUGUCUGGUCUUUUCGCGUGAUCUCGCUCUUCAGCGUAAAUUCGCUCGAUGAGAGACGGUGUCACCUUCCCUCUCCCGCCCACGUGAAAAUUCAUCUUAUCGUUAUCGGCAGUUCAUCCAUGCGGUCCGAAUCUCGUUCCUUUCUGUGAAGUGAAUUGUCAUCAACAGACCGUGGACUCGGACUUUCAGUGGUGUUACAUGUACCUUGGGACUAGACUGCUGCACCGUAGAACGUAGGAGAAACACAUACGAAUAUGCUGAUAAGAGAGUUGGCGGCCAUAUGGGUCGCCGUCCUCUUGUGCCAUCUUCAGCUAACGGAGUCUCAGGUUCCUAAUACAAAUGUCUUCAUCUGUCCAAACGGAUGGGAGCUGCGAGGCAUACACUGUUAUAAAUUCUUCAACAUCAGACACUCUUGGGAAAAAGCGGCGGAACUAUGCAGGAGGUACGGGAGCGAGCUGAUGGUGGUGGAGUCUUACAGCGAGAACAAUAUGUCGGCUAGUAUGAUCGGCCGGCAUUUCGAUCGUUACUGGCUGGGACUCGCUUCGCUCGACGAUCUGCGAACCAACACUCUCGAGUCCGCCGCAGCGAUGCUUGUCUCUCAAUAUGCCGGUUUCUGGGCGCCGAGACAGCCGAAUCCGCAGUCAGGCGAGUGCGUAGACGUCGUCUUGACGGACGACCGACAAACGUGGGAAUUGACCACGUGCGAGUCUCUUCUUCCUUUCAUGUGCCGUGCCAACGCCUGUCCUUCCGGUUCGUUCCACUGCUCGAACGGCAAGUGUAUCAACGCGGCGUUCAAGUGCGACAAGCAGGACGACUGCGGCGAUUAUUCCGACGAGUUGGACUGCCCGGCUAACUGCCAGUAUUACAUGGCGAGCAGCGGCGACGUCGUAGAGAGCCCGAAUUACCCACAUAAAUAUGCACCCCUCAGCAAUUGCAAGUGGACUCUGGAAGGCCCUCAAGGUCACAACAUUCUCCUACAGUUCCAAGAAUUCGAGACCGAGAAGAGUUUCGACAUAGUUCAGAUCCUCGUAGGCGGUAGAACCGAGGAGAAGUCCGUGAAUCUUGCGACUCUUUCGGGCAAGCAAGAACUCGGCAGCAAACUCUUCGUCUCAGCCUCGAAUUUCAUGAUAAUAAAGUUCAGUACUGACUCUUCGGUAGAGCGAAAAGGAUUCCGAGCUUCGUGGAAAACCGAGCCACAGGCUUGUGGCGGAAUUCUCAGAGCGACACCGCAAGGACAAGUGCUUACGUCCCCGGGUUAUCCGCAAAAUUAUCCGGGCGGUCUCGAGUGCCUGUACAUUCUGCAGGCUCAGCCUGGACGUAUAAUGUCUCUGGAGAUCGAGGACUUGGAUCUCGAGACGAAUCGGGAUUACAUUCUCAUAAGAGACGGAGAUUCACCGAUGAGCCGACCGAUUGCACGUCUCACCGGACAAUCUGAGGACAAUCCGAUUGUCAUUAUGUCCACCGGAAACAAUUUAUAUCUGUACUUCAAAACGAGCCUAGGCGAUUCCCGUAGGGGUUUCAGUAUUCGCUUCACGCAGGGUUGCAAAGCUACGAUCAUCGCGAGAAACGGAACGGUUAAAUCGCCUUCUUACGGCCUUAACGAUUAUCCCAAUAAUCAGGAAUGUUUGUACAGAAUUCGAAAUCCCGACAGAGGACCGCUCUCCCUGAAAUUUGUCAAUUUUGACGUUCACAAAACAGACUACGUGCAGAUAUAUGACGGCUCCAACACGAAUGGACUGCGUUUACAUUCCGGAAGCGGUUUCACUUCGAACACUCGACCUAAGAUCACGCUCACUGCGGAAAGCGGAGAAAUGUUAGUGAGAUUCGCCUCCGACGCUUUGCACAGCAGCAGCGGCUGGAAAGCUGAAUUUUCUGCCGAUUGUCCGCCAUUACAACCUGGUGAGGGAGCUUUAGCGUCGAGUAGAGAUACAGCUUUCGGCACGGUGAUUACAUUUUCAUGUCUGCUGGGACAGGAAUUUGCCACCGGCAAAUCGAGAAUUUCCACGGAGUGUCUGCCCGGUGGUAACUGGUCUAUCACGUAUAUUCCUAAGUGUCAGGAAGUUUAUUGCGGUCCAGUGCCUCAAAUUGACAACGGAUUCUCGAUCGGUUCUACGAACGUUACUUAUCGAGGAUUAGCGACCUAUCAAUGUUACGCGGGAUUCGCGUUUCCAACCGGAAGACCGACGGAGAAAAUUUCCUGCUUGGCUGACGGAAGAUGGGAGAAGAAGCCUUCUUGUUUAGCGUCUCAAUGCGCCCCGUUACCAGAAGCGCCUCAUUCCAACAUAACUAUCUUGAAUGGAGGUGGUCGAAGUUACGGUACGAUCGUUAGGUUCGAAUGCGAGCCUGGCUAUGUACGAAGCGGACAUCCGGUCAUUCUUUGCAUGAGCAACGGUACCUGGUCCGAUCAAGUGCCGACGUGUUCGCGUGCUAAAUGUCCGCUGCUGCCAACAAUAAAAAAUGGAUUCGUCGUCGAUACGAACAUAGAUUACUUCUUCGGCGAUGAAGCCAGAGUGCAGUGUAACAGAGGCUACAAGCUAACCGGAUCAAAUAUCAUACAAUGCGGACCGUAUCAGCAAUUUGAUAACGUGCCAACUUGCGAAGAUAUAAACGAAUGCACGUCUAGCCAAUGCGAUCUGGCCUCUACGGAAUGCAUAAACAAUCCCGGCGCGUUUACUUGCAAAUGUAAACCUGGUUUCGCACCGACAAUGGAGUGUCGGCCCAUCGGUGAUCUCGGGCUCAUAAACGGUGGCAUUCCUGACGAAUCGAUUACAGUUUCCAGUUCGGAAAAUGGAUACACAAAAACCGGAAUUCGUUUGAACGGCUACGGCUGGUGUGGCAACAAUAUCGAACCAGGCGCGAAUUGGGUGAUGAUCGACAUGAAAGCGCCUACGAUAAUCCGCGGUUUUCGCACGCAGAUCGUAAACAGGCCCGGCGAAAACAUCGCGUACACUACAGCCGUACGAAUUCAGUACACGGAUGAUUUGACGGACAUUUUCAAGGAUUAUACUAAUCCGGACAAAACGCCGGUAGAAUUCAGGAUUCUCGAAGCGACCCUCUCCGUAUUGAAUCUUCCGGUGCCGAUCGAGGCACGCUAUGUGAGAUUCAGAAUACAGGAUUACGUUGUUGCGCCGUGCAUGAAGUUGGAGAUAAUGGGCUGCACGAGGCUGGAAUGCACCGACAUCAAUGAGUGCGCUUUAGGAAACGGCGGUUGUCAUCAGAAGUGCAUCAAUAGUCCUGGCAGCUAUUCCUGCAUGUGUAACACGGGCUUCGAACUGUACAAAGGCAACGGCACCGCUGGAUACAAACUGGCAAAAUCAGAAACCGGCGAAAAGGACGGCGACUUGUAUCAGAGAAAUAAAACGUGCGUGCCGGUGAUGUGUCCGUCGUUGACCGCGCCGGAAAACGGAAAACUAUUGUCGACUAAGGAGCAGCAUCAUUUCGGUGAUCUCGUCAGAUUCCAGUGUAACUUUGGUUACGUACUGUCUGGAUCUUCCGCUGUAAUUUGUACUUCUUCCGGAGUCUGGAACGGAACUGUUCCCGAAUGUCAAUACGCAAAAUGUGUAUCGUUACCGGACGACAAAAACGAGGGGCUUUCUGUGAUUCGGAACGACGAGACCAGUGUGCUGGUGCCGUUCAAACAAAACGUCACUCUCAAGUGCGGCAGUAACGGCCGCUACUUGCGCAAUACCGCGACUUCCGGUUUCCGGCAAUGCGUCUACGAUCCUAAACCUGGUUUGCCUGAGUAUUGGCUGUCUGGCUUGCAACCGGCUUGUCCUCGCGUGGAUUGCGGGAAGCCUCUUCCCACUCCUGGAGCCGAGUAUGGCCAGUACUUGGACACCAAGUACCAAUCGUCUUUCUUCUUCGGUUGUCAAGACACCUUCAAACUGGCCGGUCAGACCAAUCGCAACGACAAUGUUGUGCGCUGUCAGGCAAACGGCGUAUGGGACUUUGGAAAUUUACGAUGCGAAGGUCCGGUUUGCGAGGAUCCCGGCAGACCAAGUGACGGUUAUCAGAUUGCCCGUAGCUACGAACAGGGAUCAGAAGUACAGUUUGGUUGCAGCAGGCCCGGUUACAUUCUUAUCAAUCCACGUCCGAUUGUUUGCAUUCGCGAACCCGAAUGUAAGGUCGUAAAACCACUUGGCUUGACUUCCGGACGAAUUCCAGACUCAGCGAUAAACGCCACUUCCGAGAGACCGAACUACGAAGCCAAGAACGUACGAUUGAACUCCGUAACCGGUUGGUGCGGCAAGCAGGAAGCUUUCACUUACAUCAGUGUCGAUCUCGGUCGCGUCUACAGAGUGAAGGCAAUCUUGGUCAAGGGUGUGAUUACCAACGACAUCGUCGGUAGACCCACUGAGAUCCGGUUCUUCUACAAACAGGCGGAUAACGAGAAUUACGUGGUGUAUUUUCCAAAUUUCAAUCUGACUAUGCGCGAUCCAGGAAAUUAUGGCGAGCUCGCGAUGAUUACAUUGCCUAAGUACGUUCAAGCUCGUUUCGUGAUCCUCGGUAUCGUCAGCUACAUGGACAAUGCUUGUCUCAAAUUCGAGCUGAUGGGAUGCGAGGAAUCAAUGAUCGAGCCAUUGUUAGGUUACGAUUAUGGAUUCUCGCCGUGCGUGGACAACGAACCACCAGUCUUCCAAAACUGUCCUCAGCAGCCUAUAGUUGUGCAGAAGGGAGCCGAUGGGGAAUUGCUUCCGGUGAACUUUACGGUGCCGACGGCCAUUGACAACAGCGGAAGUAUCGCUCGACUAGAAGUGAAACCUCAGACCUUCAGGACGCCCAUUCAAAUUUUCCAAGACACUGUUGUAAAAUACAUAGCUUACGAUUACGAUGGCAACGUUGCUAUUUGUGAGAUUAAUAUCACCGUGCCGGAUGUGACUCCACCACAACUGAGCUGUCCUCAGAGCUUUGUUGUCGAACUGACUGAGAAACAAGAUAGCUACUCCAUUAAUUUCAACGAAACGCGAAGACGCAUCAAUGCCACAGACGCAUCCAGUCCUGUGAUAAUCACUUUCCUACCGGAACGCGCGGUGAUUCCGAUUGGUAGUUUCGAAAAUGUUACGGUAUACGCGACUGACUACAGCGGAAACAGAGCGACCUGUCACUUCCAAGUGUUGAUCCAGGCGACGCCCUGCGUCGAUUGGGAGCUGAAACCGCCGGCUAACGGUGGUUUGAAGUGUCUUCCGAGCGAUAAGGGAUUGCAGUGCAUAGCCACUUGUACAACUGGAUACAGAUUUACCGAUGGUUCGUUCACAAAGACGUUCGGAUGCGAUGUCAGUAACAAAUUGUGGACACCUUCAUCGGUAGUACCGGAUUGUGUGUCAGAAAACACUCAGCAGGCGGAUUAUCACGUAAUUGCCUCUGUAACUUAUCGCGCGAACGGCGCCGUUUCUCGAUCUUGCUUGCCGAUGUAUCAAGACCUCAUGUCUCAAUAUUACACGAAUCUUAAUAAUAUUUUGACGCAACGGUGUUCGGCAGUUAACGUGAAUAUGAAUGUCUCUUUUGUGAAAUCAGUUCCUUUCUUGAUAGAAGAAAACGUUCUUAAGAUGGACUUCAUAUUGGUUAUUGUCCCAGCAAUACGUCAAUCGCAACUGUACAACCUUUGUGGCUCGACAUUAAAUCUUAUUUUCGAUUUGUCAGUACCGCAUGCAAGCGCGGCCAUUGAACCUCUUUUGAAUGUUUCUGCAAUCGGAAAUCAGUGUCCGCCGCUUCGCGCUCUCAAAUCAUCUAUUAGUAGAGGUUUUACGUGUAGUAUUGGUGAAGUGUUAAAUACGGAUACCAACGAUGUUCCUCGUUGUUUGCACUGUCCAGCCGGAACGUUUGCCGGAGAGAAGCAGAAACAAUGUACACCUUGCCCGAAAGGUUUCUACCAAAAUAACGAUCGUCAAGGUACUUGCUUACGCUGUCCCUUCGGCACAUACACGAAAGAGGAAGGAUCGAAGAGCAUAGACGACUGCAUACCAGUUUGUGGUUACGGCACGUACUCACCUACCGGUCUUGUACCUUGCUUGGAGUGUCCCAGAAACAGCUACACCGGCGAACCGCCAGUAGGAGGGUACAAAGAUUGCCAGACUUGUCCAGCUGGAACGUUUACCUAUCAACCGGCCGCACCCGGUCGUGAUCGUUGCCGUGCCAAGUGUUCUCCUGGCACGUACUCGGACACGGGAUUAGCUCCUUGCGCUCAGUGUCCUAAAAACUUUUAUCAGGCCAAGCACGGAGAAACCACCUGCGUCUCAUGUCCUACGAACAUGUACACGAGCGGAUCUGGUUCGGUGGGUCCUGAGGAAUGCAAGCCUGUUCAGUGUACUGAAAAUGUGUGCCAACAUGGCGGUCUCUGCAUGUCUUUGGGACACGACGUACACUGUUUCUGUCCGGCUGGUUUCUCCGGAAGACAUUGUGAGAUCGACAUCAACGAGUGCGCGUCUCAGCCGUGUUACAACGGCGCUACUUGCAUAGAUCUACCGCAAGGUUACAGGUGUCAAUGCGCCACCGGGUAUUCCGGUAUAAACUGCCAGGAGGAAAAGUCGGAAUGUAACAACGACACAUGUCCCGAGAGGGCUAUGUGCAAAGACGAACCUGGAUAUAACAAUUACACUUGUCUCUGUCGAUCAGGAUAUACUGGAAUUGAUUGCAAUUUUACGAUUAAUCCAUGCUUAGCCAGCGGAAAUCCUUGCAACAACGGUGCGACCUGCGUGGCUCUUCAACAAGGUCGCUACAAGUGCGACUGUCUACCAGGAUGGGAGGGUCAGAGCUGCGAGAUCAACACCGACGAUUGCGCUGAACGGCCCUGCUUACUCGGUGCCAAUUGUACCGACCUAAUCGACGACUUUUCCUGCGAUUGCCCGCCAGGAUUCACAGGCAAACGUUGUCACGAAAAGAUCGAUUUGUGUUCUGGCAAUCCGUGUCUGAACGGGAUCUGCGUAGACAAGCUCUUCAGCCACGAGUGCAUCUGUCAUCCGGGCUGGACUGGCGCGGCCUGUGAGACUAACAUCAACGAAUGCGCGUCCAAACCCUGUAAAAACAAUGGCCAGUGUAUCGAUCAGAUAAACGAUUACACUUGCACCUGCGAACCCGGUUUCACAGGCAAGCAAUGUCAGCACACUAUAGACGACUGCGCUUCCGAUCCUUGCCAAAAUGGAGCGACAUGCAUCGAUCAACUGGAAGGAUUCGUAUGCAAAUGCAGACCUGGUUUUAUCGGAUUGCAAUGCGAAGGCGAGAUUGAUGAAUGCCUUAGCGAUCCUUGCAAUCCGAUUGGCACUGAUCGUUGUGUGGAUCUCGACAAUACGUUUGUCUGUCAAUGCCGCGAGGGUUACACUGGUUCUUCCUGCGAGAUCAACAUAGACGAUUGCGCAUCCAAUCCUUGUCUAAACGGCGCAACAUGUAGAGACGAAGUCGACGGCUUCAAGUGCAUAUGUCCCGAAGGAUGGACCGGAGUUUACUGCCAGACGGACGUCGGCAUGUGUCAGAAUCGACCUUGUCAGAACGACGCCAAUUGCGUGGAUCUGUUUUUAGAUUACUUCUGUGUCUGUCCGUCCGGAACCGAUGGCAAGCAAUGUGAAACGGCGCCGGAACGUUGCAUCGGAAAUCCGUGCAUGCAUCACGGUCGCUGUCAAGACUUCGGUUCUGGCUUAAAUUGCACUUGUCCCGACGAUUACACGGGUAUUGGUUGUCAAUACGAAUACGACGCCUGUCAAGCCGACGCUUGCAAAAACGGCGCUACUUGCAUCGACGAGGGUCCUGGAUUUACAUGCAUAUGUCCUCCGGGAUACACAGGCCAAACUUGCGAGGAAGAUAUAAUCGAUUGCAAAGAGAAUUCCUGCCCGCCGUCGGCAACCUGCAUCGAUCUUACCGGCAAAUUCUUCUGCCAAUGUCCGUUUAACUUAACUGGAGACGAUUGUAGAAAAUCUAUCCAAGUCGACUACGACUUGUACUUCAGUGAUCCAGGACGCAGCAGUGCUUCGCAGAUUAUUCCAUUCUUUACUGGUUCAACGAAGAGCCUAACAGUCGCUAUGUGGGUGCAAUUGACACAAAGAGACGAGACCAGUGUUUUCUUCACUCUUUACGGAGUCAGUUCUCCGCACGUUCCAACAAAUCGCAGACUCAUGCUUCAGGCGCACAGUAACGGAGUCCAGGUAUCUCUCUUCCACGAUCUGCUGGACGUCUACUUACCAUUCCGAGAAUAUACUACUAUAAACGACGGCCAGUGGCAUCACAUCGCAGUUGUGUGGAACGGCGAAAAUGGCGGAGAACUAAUCUUAAUCACGGAAGGUCUCAUCGCUAGCAAGACCGAAGGCUACGGUAGCGGCAGGUCACUUCCAGCGUACGCGUGGUCGGUAUUGGGAAAACCACCGAACGAAAACACGAAGGGCUACACAGAAUCGGGCUUCCACGGUCAUCUGACUAAAGUGCAAAUAUGGAGUCGCGCAUUGCACGUUACGAACGAAAUCCAGAAACAAGUUCGUGAUUGUCGUACCGAACCAGUUCUUUAUCAGGGUCUGGUGUUAACUUGGGCGGGAUAUGACGAUACCACAGGUGGUGUUGAAAGAGUCGUGCCGUCACAUUGCGGACAGAGAGUUUGUCCACCCGGUUACGGCGGCAACAAGUGUCAGCAACUCGAAGCCGACAAAAUCCCACCUAAAGUGGAGCACUGUCCGGGCGAUCUCUGGGUGAUCGCGAAGAACGGAUCGUCUAUUGUCACCUGGGAUGAGCCACGUUUCAGUGACAAUGUUGGUAUCAAGAAGGUUCAGGAGAAGAACGGACAUCGAUCUGGCCAAACGUUAUUAUGGGGUACUUACGAAAUCAGUUACGUGGCUUACGAUCAUGUCGGAAAUUCCGCUACUUGCAAUUUCAAGGUUUAUGUACUCUCGGACUUCUGUCCGACACUGGACGAUCCCAUUGGAGGCACACAGCAGUGCAAAGAUUGGGGUUCGGGAGGUCAGUUCAAAGUCUGCGAGAUUUCUUGCAAUUCUGGACUCAGGUUCUCUCAAGAAGUUCCUAAGUUUUAUACGUGCGGCGCGGAAGGCUUCUGGAGACCCACGAGUGAUCCUAGUCUACCUCUGGUGUACCCUGCUUGUACAAGCGCUACACCAGCUCAAAGAGUUUUCCGAAUCAAGAUGAACUUCCCUACAUCGGUGCUUUGCAACGAAGCUGGUCAGAGUGUGCUCAAACAAAAAGUUCGAAACGCCGUGAAUUCUCUAAACAGAGAUUGGAAUUUCUGCUCCUACUCACACGAAGGAACUCGUGAAUGCAAGGAUCUUAACAUCGACGUGCAGUGCGAUCAUCGCAUACGCGCAACAAGAGAAACGAGCGAGGAGGACGGCGGAACGUACGUCGUUUCUGCUGCUGUGCCCGCAGAACCAACGAGACAGGGUCGCCAAGGCAGUGAUACCUACGAGGUGGAGAUCUCGUUCCCGGCGAUAAAUGAUCCAAUUCUGAACACUAAUUCGAACGAGCGCUCCACCGUACAGAUGUUGCUCGAGAGAUUAAUUCUUGAAGAGGAUCAAUUCGACGUGCACGACAUUCUACCUAAUACCGUGCCGGAUCCUGCGUCUCUCCUUUUAGAAUCCGAUUACGCCUGUCCGAUUGGCCAAGUUGUUAUGGCGCCUGAUUGCGUGCCAUGUGCCGUGGGAACUUACUACAACGAAGAGACCAGUCAGUGCGUAUCCUGUCCCAUCGGCACUUACCAGAGCGAAUCCGGACAACUGAAAUGCAGUUCCUGCCCAGUGAUCGCUGGUCGUCCCAGCGUGACAGUAGGUCCUGGCGCGCGCAGCGCGGCAGAUUGCAAGGAGCGUUGUCCCGCCGGCAAGUACUACGACGACGCGGUCGGUCUUUGUCGCAGCUGCGGUCAUGGAUUCUAUCAACCGAACGAAGGCAGCUUCUCUUGCUUGCUCUGCGGCCUCGGCAAGACCACGAGAACGUCCGAGGCGGUGUCCCGCGAGGAAUGCAGAGACGAGUGCGGAUCGGGACAGCAACUGGCCGUCGAAGGAAAAUGCGAACCCUGUCCGCGCGGCACAUAUCGCACUCAAGGUGUGCAAGCAUCCUGCCAGGCCUGUCCUCUCGGUAGAACGACGCCGAACAUGGGAUCCGCGGCGAUAGAGGAAUGCUCGCUUCCGGUUUGCGAGUCUGGCACUUAUCUCAACGGAAGUCUCAACGAGUGCGUGGAGUGCAAAAAGGGAACCUAUCAAUCGGAACCCCAGCAGACCUUCUGCAUUCCGUGCCCGCCUAACACCAGCACCAAAGGACCUGCUGCUACAAGCAAGGCAGACUGCACGAAUCCGUGCGAGACCAGCGGCGAGGAGAUGCACUGCGACGCAAACGCGUACUGCCUGCUCAUACCGGAAACGAGCGACUUCAAGUGCGAGUGUAAGCCCGGAUAUAACGGCACCGGAACCGUGUGCACAGACGUAUGUCUGGGUUACUGCGACAACGAGGGUGUUUGCCUGAAGGAUUUGCGCGGACAACCAUCGUGCAGAUGCAGCGGCAGCUUCACCGGCAAACAUUGCACGGAGAAGUCCGAGUUCUUCUACAUAACCGGUGGCAUAGCGGGUGGCGUCAUCUUGAUCAUCAUUGUGGUGCUGCUUGUCUGGAUGAUUUGCGUGAGAGCCUCUCGAAAGAAAGAACCGAAGAAAAUGCUCACACCAGCCACCGAUCAGAACGGUUCUCAGGUAAACUUCUAUUACGGCGCACCAACGCCUUACGCCGAAUCGAUAGCGCCGUCACAUCACAGCACUUACGCUCAUUACUACGACGAUGAGGAGGACGGUUGGGAAAUGCCCAACUUUUACAACGAGACUUACAUGAAAGAGAGCCUACACAACGGCAAGAUGAACAGUCUUGCGCGAUCGAACGCCAGUAUUUACGGCACAAAAGACGAUCUUUACGACAGACUGAAGCGUCACGCGUAUACCGGUAAAAAAGAUAAGAGCGACAGCGACAGCGAAGGCCAGUGACCGGGUAGAACAAUGACAUUCAUGCCAACGUAGAGUACGAAAAGAGCGGGAGAUAUCAAUGUAAUCAGACGGGUCGACGACGGUAUCUCAACCUUUGUGUGCGACGUUGCCGUCGUUCCUUCUGACCGAUCGACGGAUCGUGUUUUUAUUUAUCGAACACUCUUCAAUACCAUUUCGUGCGAGAUUCGCUGUCGUCCUGAUCGCGCCAUGAUACAAUGGACAUGAAAAAAAAAAAAAAAAAAAAA